Boleophthalmus pectinirostris (great blue-spotted mudskipper) is the source of this 13167-nucleotide messenger RNA. RefSeq names its product dynein axonemal heavy chain 11. The record is from RefSeq and is a predicted model, not a curated record. Gene Ontology annotation, cellular component: dynein complex. Gene Ontology annotation, molecular function: ATP hydrolysis activity; ATP binding; dynein light intermediate chain binding. NCBI's taxonomy places the organism in Eukaryota, Metazoa, Chordata, Actinopteri, Gobiiformes, Gobiidae. Gene Ontology annotation, biological process: microtubule-based movement.
AGCUUUCCGAUGCAAAAUAACCAGAUGUAUAUCCUUAAGAAAAAGUCUGUUCCACUGAGCACUGAAAACUACAGAGAAAUCUUGACUUAUGGCCUGGUGUCUCCAUCUCUACUGUUGCAGUUGUCUUGCACUAUUGAACAGUUAUGUGCUCCACUUUUGGCAAACACAAACAACCACCAGAUGUGGCCCCGCCUUCUCUCCCAGGACGUCAUACGACAUGUGGAGCGGAUCUCCAGUAAAACAGCAGUCGUGCAGGGUCAGAUUCAAGGAAAAACUGUUCUUCCAAUCCCAAUGUCAACUCAAUGGUUAGACAAGCCGCUUAGCCACGUUCAAAUGUCUGAGAGCUUUGACAGAUCACUCACCCAUACAAUUGAGACCCAUGUAAUUAACUGGACCAAUCAAAUUCACAAAACUUUGAUGGAGGACUCUGCAGACAUAAUGAAGACUGGGAGCAAUCCAGGGCCCUGGGCUGAGCUGAAGUUUUGGGCCUCCCGAAAGAACAAUAUAGAAAGCAUUUAUCAACAGCUUCAGAGUCCUGUGGUUCAAAAAAUGGAGAAGGCAUUAGAAACUAUGGAGAGCAGUUACCAUCCAACAAUACAGAUGGUGAUUGGAAAAGUAUUUAAAGCUCUAAAAGAAGCUGAAGACAUUGAUCUACAUCUGCAGCCUCUCCACACUCAACUUUCACAUGUGGAAAAGAGUGGCUUUGUCGAAAUAAAACAAAUUAUUCCUUCAUUGUUUCACACAAUCUUACUAAUCUGGACCAACUGUCGAUCUUAUCAAAGACCAGCCCGUGUUGUGGUUCUCCUGCAACAACUCUGCAAUCUCCUUAUUUAUCAAGCUGGAACCUACCUUUCUGAGGAUGUGCUACUCAGGGAGGAUACAGCAGAAAGUCUACAAAUGGUGCAAAGGGCUCUGGACAGUUUUCAGAGUUUUAAAGAAAAUUAUGAGACUCAGAGAGAGCACCUGGCUGGCAGCAGGAGUCAUGCACCCUGGGAUUUCCCUUCUGCUAUGGUUUUUACACGUUUCAACAAGUUCUUCAAUCGCAUGCAGCAAAUUGAGGAUACACUGGAAAUUAUGCUUGACUUUGAAAAAAUGGAGAAACUAGAAUUUGGUGGUGUUAAGGGCAAACUUUAUAAUGACCAAGCUGCUCAACUGUAUGCAGAGUUCAGUAACCAGUGCCAGAUAAUUAGACACACUGAAAACAACCCCCUGGAUUGUGACUCAAAGGUUUUUGAGAAUGAUUACAAUGCUUUUAAAGAGAAAAUUGUGGACUUUGAAUGUCGCCUUGCCAGUCUCCUCUGCUCAGCCUUCACAGAUUGUUCUGGUUUGGAUUCUGCUUUGAAAAUGUUAACAAUUGUUGAGCCCUUCAUGGAAAGAAAACUAAUCCGAGAAAUAUUUAGUCACAACUUCCUUGUACUGAAACAACUGCUCAGAGAAGAGCUGGACAGAUGUAAACAGCUGUUGAAACAACACUUCAGUCAGAUCGACGGGAGUCAAAUGAAGUACAUGACUCACACAUCUGGGGCAUUUAAGUGGGCAAAAAUGCUUCGGGAGCGCCUCCAAGCCCCAUGGGAAAAAAUACGACUACUGUUUGACAUGUCUGUCACAGGUGUGGAUGUGAUGGGGGAGUACCAGAUGUACACUGAGAUGUUGAGUCUCCUAGACCAGUAUGAGAAAAGAGUCCACUCUGAAUGGUGCAAUGGUCUGGAACAAACAUGCCUGUCCAACCUGAACCAGCCUCUGCUCACGAGAGACUGCCUAUCUGGACUCAUCGCUAUCAACUUCAGCCCAAAGCUAAUUGAAAUUUUAAAAGAUGUUAAGUACAUACAGUCCCUUAGUCACAUCAGCAUCCCAGUAGCAGCCAUGACAGUUUUUGAGAAGCGUGAUAUGUUCACAAAGUAUGUCAGAAGUCUUCAGUUGCUGGUCCAGGAUUACAAUAAGCUCAAACAGACAAUUUUGGCUGUUGAGUUUCCCCUCAUCAGAGCUAAAAUGGAAGUUAUAGACAAAGAGCUGGCCAGAGCAGAGACAGACUUGACCUGGCAGGAUCCGGGCUGUUGGGAUUUCAUAAAAACGACCAAAGAUCUGGUUCAUGAUCUUUUGCGACGAGUCUGUAAAGCAAAAGAAAACUGUCUGGCUAUACAAACAGUGAUGAAAGCAUGGGGAAAGCAGGCCAUGUUUUUCAGGAAAGACAACAGAAAAGGGUCUCUAAUACACAUCGAAGAACGGGCAGAGCAUGUGAGAAGAAUGAACAGCAGUGUGGAGAAGGAAGCAGAGCUGAUCCAUCAGUUGGUUCAGGAGAAUCAAACUUUAUUGGGUGCUGACCCUGCCUCCAGUGAAUGGGAGCUUUACCUGGAGUAUGUGGACGAGAUGGUGAUAGAGGGGCUCUUCAGCUAUAUUCGGCGGUCACUGCAGUUUUUUGUGGACAACAUGGAGGCCAGGCCUUACCACACUCCCCUGUUUGAAGCCCAGCUUCAGCUCAGAGGGUCCGAGCUGACCUUUGCCCCGUCACUGGAGCGAGAGGCCGGAGACGGCUUGUAUGAGCUGGUGGAGGGGAUGGUGGGAGACAUAUUCAAGAUUUCAGGAAACAUCAACCGAAUAGCAGGACAUUUGAGCAACGAGAGCUAUCAGGAAGUGAUGGAUAAAAUGGUGGAUCUGUCCGACCUCAGACAGGAGAUAAUGGAGCGAGUGGGAAACGUACUGAAGAAGGCCAUCCAUUUCCAGAAGAACUUUGAUUGUUACUCCCACCUGUGGCAGGAAGACAGGGCCGAAUUCCUCAACCAGUUUCUGCUUUACGGACGUGUACUUACAGCGGAGGAGAUGGAGGCUUACAAUGCUGAUUUACUACCACAGUCCUCCCCAACUAUUGAUAAAUUUGAGGAACAGAUCAAUUAUUAUGACGAUCUACAUUCUGAAAUUUCCAAGUAUGAAGACUUCAAAUUGUACGAUGGCUGGUUUCGAGUUGACAUCAAGUUAUUCAAGGCAACUGUCCUUAAUAUUAUCAAAAAGUGGAGCUGGUUAUUCAAAGAGCACCUUCUAAGAUAUGUCAUUAACAGUCUUAAUGAGUUAGAGGAGUUUAUCCAGGCCACUAUGGAAGGACUUGGUGUUCCUGUUGUUAAAGGAGACAGCUGUGGAUUGGUCAAAGUCAUGAGUCAUCUUGUAGCUGUAAGAGACCGACAGAAAAAUACAGACAAAAUGUUUGAUCCUCUCCGACAAACAGUGAUCCUUCUGGAGAGAUCUGGGGUCAAAAUACCAGAACAUGUCUACUCACAACUAGAGGAUCUACCUGAAAAAUGGAAUGCGGCUAAAAAACUGGCCUUAAAAAUGAGGCACGGAGUGGCACCUCUGCAAAAUAUUGAAGUCAUGGUUUUAAGGAAGCAGUGUGUGGAAUUUGAGGUGAAGCAAAGAAAGUUCAGAGAGAAAUUCAAAGCUACAGCACCUUUCAGUUACAAAGCAUUGGACCCCUAUACUAGUCUUUGGCAGUCUGAGCGGGAGAUCCGAGCCAUUGAGAAAGCUUUAGCUGAUCUGCAGGAAUCCACAAACCUUUUCGAUGUCACUAUCCCAGAAUACAGAGAAAUCAAACUGUGUCGCCGGGAAAUUACAGUCCUCAAAGAACUAUGGGACAUUGUCAUAUUUGUACAGAGCAGUGUGGAGAAAUGGACACUGACCAAAUGGAGGCAGAUAAGCGUGGACCAGAUGGAUGCAGAUUUGAGGAGGUUUGCCAAGGACAUGAGGAGGCUCGACAAAGAGGCCCGUGUUUGGGACGUGUACUCUGGGUUAGACCUCUAUGUAAAGAACUUGCUCACAUCACUACGGGCUGUGAGUCAGUUACAGAGCACAGCCAUAAGGGAGCGCCACUGGGUUCAGCUCAUUAGGACUACAAAGAUGGACUUUAGUGUGACCAAUAGCACCACACUGGAAGACCUCCUGGCUUUAAAGCUCCAUUUGUUUGAAGAUGAAGUCCGCAGCAUUGUGGAUAAGGCAGUCAAAGAAAUGACCAUAGAAAAGAUUGUAACAGAAAUAACUCAAACAUGGGCAGCAAUGGAGCUUUCUUAUAUCGACCAUUACCAAACCUCUGUGCUGCUUCUUAAAUGUGAUGAACAAUUGAUUGAAACCCUUGAGGAUCAUCAGGUUCAGCUGCAAAACAUUUUUCAGAGUAAGCAUGUAGAUCAUUUUCUGGUGCAAGUGGUGACCCUCCAGAAGCAGCAGCUGACCAUAGCAGACUCUGUGCUGAUGGUGUGGAUGGAGGUGCAGAGGAUCUGGGCUUACCUCGAGAGCAUCUUUAAAGACUGUGAAGACAUCCGCCAACAGCUUCCAGAAGAUGCACACAGAUUUGAAAUUAUAGAUGCAGAAUUUCAGGAAUUGAUGCAAGAUAGUGCUAAAACUAAAAAUGUCAUUGAGGCCACGAAUAAACCAGGUCUAUAUGAGAAAUUGGAGAACCUACAAAAAAGGUUGGCUUUGUGUGAAAAGGCUCUUGGGGAAUACCUAGAGAGCAAACGCCUUCUAUUUCCACGUUUCUACUUCAUUUCCACUGCUGAUUUGUUAGACAUCCUUUCAAAGGGCAGUCGUCCCAAAGAGACAUGUGUUCAUCUUGCAAAACUCUUCGACAAUGUGUCUGAUCUGGAGUUUGCCAAAAAUGAGCAUUUGGAUAAUCCUAAACUGGCUCUGGGCAUGUACAGCAAAGAGAGGGAGUAUGUGCCUUUCCCAGCUGAAUGCAUCUGCUGUGGACCAGUGGAGGGCUGGUUAAGUUCUUUAGAGAAGUCUAUGAGGGAAAGUGUGAGAGCCCACCUGUCCGAAGCCGUGGGCACGUAUGAAGAUAAACAAAGGGAACAGUGGAUCCUGGAGCUGCCUGCACAGGUGGCCCUCACUGGCUCUCAGAUCUGGUGGAGCAAUGACAUGGAGCACGUAUUCAAACGCCUGGAGGAAGGAUUUGAGUCAUCGCUAAAGGAUUACAACAAGAAACAGAUUUCCCAGCUCAAUUCUCUGAUUAGCAUGCUUCUGGGAGAGUUGAGUCCAGGGAACAGACAAAAGAUUAUGACUGUUUGUACAAUUGACGUCCAUGCAAGAGAUGUUGUUGCUAACCUCAUUGCUCAAAAGGCCACCUCCUCGCAGGCUUUCCGCUGGCUUUCCCAACUCAGACACUGUUGGAAUGAACAAUUGGGUCACUGUUUUGUUAAUAUCUGUGACGCUCAGUUCCAGUAUUCUUACGAGUAUCUUGGAAAUACCCCUCGCCUGGUUGUCACUCCACUCACAGACCGGUGUUACAUCACCCUAACACAGUCGCUUCACCUGAUCAUGAGUGGGGCACCUGCAGGUCCAGCUGGUACAGGAAAAACUGAAACCACCAAAGACCUAGGCAGAGCAUUGGGUGUCAUGGUGUACAUCUUCAACUGCUCUGAACAAAUGGAUUAUAAGUCCAUAGGAAACAUCUACAAAGGCCUGGCUCAGACUGGAGCUUGGGGCUGCUUUGACGAGUUCAAUCGGAUUGCAGUUGACGUUUUGUCAGUAGUGGCUGUGCAGGUCAAAACCAUUCAGGAUGCAAUUCGCUCCAAAAAGAAAAGGUUCCUUUUCUUGGACACAGACAUUGCUCUAAAACCAUCUGUGGGGAUUUUUAUCACAAUGAACCCUGGAUAUGCAGGACGAACGGAGCUGCCUCAGAACCUCAAGACUUUAUUCAGACCCUGUGCCAUGGUGGUGCCCGAUACUGAGCUCAUUUGUGAGAUUAUGUUGGUCACUGAGGGUUUCCGUAGUGCAAAGAUUUUGGCCAGAAAGUUCAUUACUUUGUACUCCCUGUGCAAAGAGCUGCUCUCAAAACAGGACCACUAUGACUGGGGUUUGCGAGCUGUGAAGUCUGUCUUAGUUGUGGCAGGAACACUGAAAAGAAGAGACAAGGCAAGACCAGAGGAUCAGGUAUUGAUGCGUGCGUUAAGGGACUUCAACAUGCCCAAAAUUGUGACAGAGGAUGUAUCCAUCUUCCUGGGACUACUUGGUGACCUUUUCCCUGGCCUGGAUGUGGAGAGGGAGAAAGAUUUGGAAUUUGAAAAAAGCAUUCGCACCACCGUCCUGGAACUUCGCCUUCAGCCAGAGGAGACAUUUGUCCUAAAGGUGGUGCAGUUACAUGAACUUCUGGCAAUACGGCAUUCAGUGUUUGUUGUUGGAAAUGCUGGGACUGGGAAAAGCCAGAUACUAAGAGUUCUUCAUAAGACGUAUGCAAACUUGAAAAAAAAACCUGUCUGGAGUGACCUCAAUCCAAAGGCGGUGGAUACAGAUGAAUUGUUUGGGUUCAUUCAUCCUUCUACACGAGAGUGGAAAGAUGGUUUGCUCUCAUCUUUGAUGCGAGAGCAGGCGAACAUCUCCCACCCGGGGCCUAAAUGGAUUGUGCUGGAUGGAGACAUUGAUCCAAUGUGGAUUGAAUCCCUCAACACUGUAAUGGAUGACAACAAGGUCCUGACUUUAGCCAGUAACGAGCGUGUACCCCUCACCUCAUCAAUGAGACUGGUGUUUGAAAUCAGUCACCUCCAAUCGGCUACUCCUGCCACUGUGUCCAGAGCAGGAAUCCUUUUUGUCAAUCAGCACGACUUGGGCUGGAACCCAUAUGUGGCAAGCUGGAUUGAUCAACGGGAAAGGCAGACGGAAAGAGCGCAUCUCACAAUACUGUUUGAAAAGUAUGUGCCACGUUGUCUAGAGCAAAUGAGAAACAAGUUUAAGACCAUAACUCCUCUCCCAGAAAGCUCGAUGGUUCAGACACUCUGCUGUUUGCUUGACUGCCUUUUAACAACCGAAAACAUCCCAUGUGACUCUCCACGAGAAAUUUAUGAAACAUAUUUUACAUUUGCUUGCAUUUGGGCUUUUGGUGGAGCUCUGCAUCAAGAUCAGCUCUGUGAUUACCGUGUUGAAUUCAGUCAUUGGUGGACCAAAGAAAUGAAGUCAGUGAAAUUACCAGCACAGGGGACUGUUUUUGACUACUACCUUGAUCCACAAACCAGAAGAUUUUUACCCUGGUCAGAUAUUGUCCCAUCUUUUGAAAUGGAAACUUGUGCACCAUUACAGGCUGUUCUGGUGCACACAGCAGAGAGCGUGUGUCUGCAGUACUUCAUGGACUUGUUGCUGGAGAGGAGACAGCCGCUGAUGCUGGUGGGGAACGCCGGAGUGGGGAAGUCAGCACUUGUCAGGAACAAGUUAGACUCACUUCAACAGAGUUACAUGACUGCAAAAGUGCCACUCAACUACUACACCACCUCUCACAUGCUGCAGAUGAACCUUGAACAGCACUUGGAGAAGAGAACAGGCAAAACCUACUCACCUGUCGGUAACAAGAGGCUGAUCUAUUUUGUGGAUGACAUAAACAUGCCAGCUGUAGACACUUAUGGCACAGUGCAGCCUCACACUCUCAUCCGUCAACACCUGGAUUAUGGCCACUGGUAUGACAGACACAAACUGACCCUUAAGGAAAUUCACAACACUCAGUAUAUUGCUUGUAUGAACCCAACUGCUGGAAGCUUUAAUAUUAAUCCUAGACUACAGAGGCAUUUUUCAGUGUUUGCUAUAAACUUCCCCUCGUCUGACACUCAGAUGUCGAUCUUUGGGCAGAUUCUCAUGGCCCAUCUGCAGCAGCAGCCCUUUAGUUCAGUGGUUCAGAAAAGUGCUGCAGCUGUGCUCCAUGCUGCCGUAACUCUUCAUCACAAGAUGGUUAACAGCUGUCUACCCACUGCCAUCAAAUUCCACUACAUAUUUAAUCUCCGAGACCUAUCUAACGUCUUUCAGGGCAUGUUCAUUGCUGGGCCUGACACAGUGAGAGACGGUUCUGAUCUAGCCCUGCUCUGGCUGCAUGAGUCCUGCAGAGUCUACUCCGACAGACUGGUGGAUGACAAAGACCUGCAGCUCUUCCAGAGGCUGCACGCAGAGACUGUACAUGAUUGUUUUGAGGAUUUGGACAAGGCAAAGAUGACACAGCAGCCCCUUCUGUAUUGCCACUUUGCUCAAAUGGACGGAGAAUCGUCCUACACCCAAAUGAGUGACUGGUCUGUGCUCAGGGCCUUACUCACUGAUGCUCUGGAGAACUACAAUGAACUCAAUGCAGCAAUGGACUUGGUGUUAUUCGAAGAUGCCAUGCAGCAUGUAUGCCGCAUCAGUCGUAUCCUGGCAUCUCCCAGAGCUCAUGCUUUACUGGUGGGAGUGGGAGGCAGUGGGAAACAGAGCCUCACACGUCUUGCAGCUUUCAUAUCGUCUACAGAAGUUUUCCAAAUUACUUUGACUAAUGGAUAUAAUAUCCAGGACCUUAAGAUGGAUCUUGUGGGUUUGUUCAUUAAGACUGGUGUAAAGAACCAAAAAGUGGUUCUGCUCUUGACUGAAGCCCAAAUUCCAGAUGAAAGAUUUUUGGUUAUUAUAAAUGACUUUCUGGCCUCAGGAGAGAUCCCUGAGCUCUUCACAGAAGAGGAGACUGAAGGGGUAGUGUCGGGAGUGAGAGCUGAAGUCCGUGCCUCUGGACUACUGGAUAGCAAGGAGAAUUGCUGGAAGUUUUUUACAGAAAGAGUACAGCAACGACUUAAGGUGGUGCUGAGUUUCUCUCCAGUUGGCACUGCACUUCGUACCAGGGCGCGUAGAUUUCCUGCCUUAUUCCAGUGCACCACAAUCGACUGGUUCCACCCUUGGACAACAGAGGCUCUGCAGUCUGUCAGUCACAGAUUCAUUCACGAAAUAGAAGGAAUUGAGCCUGCUGUCCAGGAAUCCAUCAGUCUUUUCAUGGCCUACGUUCACACCAGUGUCAAACAUGCUAGUGAAAAAUACCAACGCAAUGAGAAGAGGUACAAUUACACACCCAAGAGCUUUCUCCAACAAAUCAGCCUGUACAGAAACCUGCUGGAGAGGAGCUGUGCCCAACUCCAGGACAAGAUGGGGCGUCUGGACAGUGGUCUCCAAAAACUGCAAACCACCGCAGCCCAGGUUGAAGAUCUGAAAGCCAAACUUGCUUCUCAGGAGGCUGAGUUGUCCACUAAAAACCAGAACAUUGAAGCUCUCAUUGCUAAAAUAGGUCAGCAAACAGAGAAGGUUAGCAGCAAGAGAGAGGCUGCAGAUACAGAGGCACGGAAGGUAGCUGUUAUUCAGACACAGGUGGCAGCUAAACAAAAAGACUGUGAAAAUGAUCUCGCUAAAGCUGAGCCAUCGCUAGCAGCAGCUACUGCAGCUCUCAAUACACUUAACAAGGUGAAUUUGACUGAGAUGAAAGCCUUUCCAAACCCUCCGGUGGCAGUGAUCAAUGUGGCCGCAGCUGUGAUGGUGCUGCUGGCCCCUCGCGGUCGAGUGCCAAAGGACCGGAGCUGGAAGGCGGCGCGAGCCUUCAUGGGCAAGGUGGAUGAUUUUCUACAAGCACUGAUGUCAUACGACAAGGAGAACAUUCCAGACACCUGUUUGAGUGUGGUAAAGCAGGAGUAUCUGAGAAAACCUGGCUUCCACCCGGAUAUGGUUCGGACCAAGUCCACAGCUGCAGCUGGACUCUGUGCCUGGAUCAUUAACAUUGUUAGAUAUUAUGAGAUUUACUGUGAAGUUAUUCCAAAACGACAAGCAUUGGCGCAAGCUAAUAUAGAAUUGGAAAUGGCUACAUCCAAGUUGUUGGCUGUUCAGAAGAAGUUAAUGGAUCUUGAUUCAACUCUACAGAACCUCACAGAACAGUUCAAAAAGGCAACAGCAGAGAAGCUGAGCUGCCAGGAGGAGGUGUCCCGCACCAACCAGACCAUACAACUAGCCAACCGCCUGGUCAAGGGCUUAGAGUCAGAGAAGGAGCGAUGGUCUCAUGCGUUGGUCAAGUAUGAGAAGCAGCAGCAAACUCUGUGUGGAGAUGUCCUGCUCACAACAGCGUUUGUCUCUUAUAUGGGAUAUUUCCCACUGCAGUAUCGCACUGAGCUUCUGAAUGACAGCUGGAUCCCUUUCCUUCAGUCUAAAAAGGUCUCCAUUGCCCUGACAGAAGGCCUGGACCCAGUCCUCAUGCUUACAGAUGAUGCCACCGUGGCUGCUUGGCAUAACCAGGGCCUGCCAAACGAUCGGAUGUCCAUUGAAAAUGCUGCCAUCCUGACCACCAGUGAGCGUUGGCCACUUCUCAUUGACCCUCAGCAGCAGGCCAUUAAGUGGAUCCAAAACUGGCUCGGGUCAGAGCUGACUGUGGUGCAAAUGGGGCAGAGAGGGUAUCUCGCAGUAAUUGAAAAAGCUCUCGCCUGUGGAGAAACAUUACUGAUUGAGAGCAUUACGGAAAAGUUGGACCCGGUCUUAGAACCUCUACUGGGCAGAAACACCAUCAAAAAAGGAAGGUACAUUCAAAUUGGAGGCAAAGAAUGUGAGUAUAACAGCAAGUUUCGACUCAUUAUGCACACCAAGAUGUCCAAUCCCCACUUCCCCCCGGAGCUCCAGGCCCAGGCGGCCCUGAUUAACUUCACAGUCACUCCAGUGGGGCUGGAGGAGCAGCUCCUCGGGCAGGUCGUGUCACGGGAAAGACCUGAACUUGAAACUUUAAAGUUGGAGCUAACCAUGCAACAGAAUCACUUCAAAAUUGAGCUCAAGAGGUUGGAAGAUGACCUGUUGACUCGCCUAUCUGCAGCCGAGGGCAAUUUUCUGGGUGACAUUUCUUUGGUCGAGCAACUUGAAAACACCAAGACCACAGCAGCCCUCAUUCAGCAUAAGGUGGUGGAGGCCAGAGAAAACGAGACAAAGAUCAACGAGGCCCGAGAGCUCUACCGCCCCGCAGCCGAGAGAGCGUCGCUUCUCUUCUUCAUCAUAAAUGACCUCAGCAAGAUUAACCCCAUGUACCAAUUUUCACUCAAGACUUUUAACUCAGCAUUUAACAAAGCAAUGGAGCGUGCAGAGUGGGAUGAGGAUGUGCGGAUCAGAGUGCACACUCUCGCAGAAGCCAUCACCUACUCUGUAUUCCUAUACACCAGCCAGGGCCUGUUUGAGAGAGACAAGCUAACCUUCUUGUCACACAUUACUUUCCAGAUUCUCCUUAAGCAAGACAAACUUGAUAUCCAGGAGCUGGACUUCUUGCUGCAAUUCCCUGUGGAGCCUAGUAAAGUUUGCCCUGUGUCAUUCCUUUCACCACACACAUGGGGAGCUAUUAAAGUAGUCUCUUCUUUGGAUCACUUGAAUGGUCUGGACAAAGACUUUGAGAUGUCUCCAAAACACUGGAGAAAAAUAGUUGAGUCCUGUUGUCCCGAGAAAGAACGGCUUCCUCACGACUGGAAGAACAAAACGUCACUUCAGAAACUCAUAAUCCUGCGAGCUCUGCGGCCAGAUCGAAUCACCUACGCUCUCAAGAACUUUGUUGAGGAAAACUUGGGUGCCAAAUAUAUUGAGCCUGCAACAAUUGAAUUUGAAAAACUAUAUGAAGACAGCAGCCCCUCAAACCCUCUCUUCUUUAUUCUGUCUCCUGGAGUGGAUCCACUUAAAGAUUUAGAAAAACUAGGAUUAAAAUUGGACUUUUCCAUCGACCAAGGGACCCUACAUAAUGUGUCUUUGGGUCAGGGACAGGAGGAGAUUGCUGAGAGGGUGGUGAAGAGCGCCUCUCAGUUGGGACACUGGGUCAUUCUACAGAAUGUCCAUCUUGUUGCGAGCUGGCUUCCCUCCCUAGAGGCUAUAUUGGAGACCACUGGCAAAAACAGUCACGCAAACUUCAGAGUGUUUAUGACUGGUGAACCAGCCCAGAGUCCUGAGCACCAUGUCAUCCCCAGAGGAAUACUGGAAAACUCUAUUAAAAUCACCAAUGAGCCACCCACUGGUAUGAAUGCAAGUCUCCACGCUGCACUCAACAACUUCAGUCAAGACACACUGGACAUGUGCUCCCGGGAACAGGAGUUCAACCUGAUGCUCUUCUCACUUUGCUUCUUCCACGCCAGUUUAAUCGAGCGCUGCAAAUUUGGUGCACAAGGCUGGAAUCACAAGUAUCCCUUCAGCACUGGAGACCUUACCAUCUCAAGCAGUGUUUUAUACAACUACUUAGAAGCCAAUACUAAAUCUAUGCAGGUUCCGUGGGAGGAUCUGUGUUACCUUUUUGGAGAAAUCAUGUAUGGGGGUCACAUCACUGAUGACUGGGACAGAAGAGUCUGCCGCACCUAUCUGCAAGAACUAAUGAAUCCCAGAAUGUUUGAAGGUGAGCUGCUUCUCUGCCCUGGGUUCCCGUCCCCUCCAAUUAUGGACUACAGCGGUUACCAUAGUUACAUUGAUGAACAUCUUCCUCGUGAAAACCCCACUCUGUAUGGACUCCAUCCCAAUGCAGAGCUAGAGUGUCUCACCGUGACCUCAGACCACCUGUUCAGGACUCUGUUUGAGCUUCAGCCCCAUGACUCCACCAGAGGGGAGGGGGCAGCCCAGAGUUCAGAAGACAAGGUAAAGUCUGUUAUUGAAGAUAUUAUUGACAGGCUGCCUGACGAGUAUAACAUGUCAGAGAUCAUGUCCAAGGCAGCUGAGAGGACACCAUAUGUUUUAGUCUGUCUUCAAGAGUGUGAACGCAUGAACCAUCUGAUAGCAGAAAUGCAGAGGUCCCUGAAUGAGCUGGAGCUGGGGUUGAAGGGAGAGUUGACCAUCUCGUCCAGUAUGGAAACUCUGCAGUCAGCUCUGUUCAGUGAUGUGGUUCCUGACUCGUGGGCCAGACUGUCCUACCCUUCCACCAAAACACUGGCACACUGGUUUAAUGAUGUGUUGUUGAGUUGUCAAGAGCUCGACAGCUGGACCCAGGACUUUGUUCUUCCUGCUGUUGUUUGGUUGUCUGGGCUCUUCAACCCUCAGUCCUUCCUCACAGCUGUGCUCCAGAGCAUUGCUCGCAGGAAUGAGUGGCCUCUGGACCGGAUGUGUUUGACUGUAGAUGUGACAAAGAAGACAAAAGACGACUUUGGACAUCCUCCUCGAGAGGGAGCCUACAUCCACGGGCUCUUUAUGGAAGGUGCCCGCUGGGACUGUCAGUCUGGAGUGAUCUCUGAGGCUGUGCUGAGGGACCUGACCCCUGCGAUGCCUGUAGUCUAUGUGAGAGCAGUGCUGUCAGAGGAGCAGGAGCUCAACAACACAUACGAGUGUCCACUGUAUCGCACUAAACAGAGAGGAAGCACUUAUGUGUGGACUCUGCACCUUAAAACUAAACAAGCUCCUGCCAAGUGGAUUAUAGCAGGAGUGGCUCUGCUGCUGUCUGUCUGA